Molecule: messenger RNA, 708 nt
Organism: Ananas comosus (pineapple)
Lineage: Eukaryota; Viridiplantae; Streptophyta; Magnoliopsida; Poales; Bromeliaceae
Product: protein GOS9-like
Exons: 3
Coding region: 117-554 (145 amino acids)
Molecular function (GO): carbohydrate binding
Source: RefSeq, a predicted model, not a curated record
UUGUAUACAUUAUAUUUAUCAAAUGGCCACAGUGAUCUUCGGCCUCUAUAAAUAGCACCUCUCUUUUCCAUCACCCAGCAUUCAAGUUCAAGUUUCACCACUCAAGUUAUUUACAAAUGUCCGGACUUGUCAAGCUUGGACUGUGGGGUGGAAAUGAGGGAACUCUUCAAGAUAUCGAUGGUCACCCUACACGCCUGACAAAAAUUGUAAUCCGUAGUGCUCAUGCAAUCGAUGCUCUCCAAUUUGAUUACGUCGAAGACGGGAAGACAUUUGCGGCUGGCCAAUGGGGCGGUAAUGGAGGAAAAUCCGACACGAUUGAAUUUCAACCCGGCGAGUAUCUGAUUGCGAUAAAGGGCACCACCGGUGCGUUAGGGGCCGUCACCAAUUUGGUGAGGUCGCUCACUUUCAUCUCCAACAUGCGCACUUACGGGCCAUUCGGACUUGAGCACGGAACUCCCUUCUCCGUUCCUGUUGCGAGUGGUCGGAUUGUUGCCUUCUACGGACGCUUUGGCUCACUUGUUGACGCGUUCGGGAUUUAUCUGAUGCCCUACUGAUGUUCCGUUCUCAUGCUCAUCAUCUUCCUCGAGGACUAGGGGUUUAAAUAUAUAUAUGUAAUAAAGUUGCCAAUAGUAUGGCCUCAUGUAUUAUUAUUAUCCUGCAUAACAUUUCAAUAAAUAAAAGUUGAUGAGCUACUUUGUUUAAUUAUGA